This is a messenger RNA of Stegodyphus dumicola, 2705 nucleotides long. RefSeq names its product organic anion transporter 3-like. The record is from RefSeq and is a predicted model, not a curated record. Lineage: Eukaryota; Metazoa; Arthropoda; Arachnida; Araneae; Eresidae. Gene Ontology annotation, biological process: transmembrane transport. Gene Ontology annotation, cellular component: membrane. Gene Ontology annotation, molecular function: transmembrane transporter activity.
UCAUUCUGAAUACAUUUGUGGGUCUGAUUUCAAUUACGUGCCUGUGCGGUUAUCUCGGAAAACCGUUUUUCUCUUCGCGCAGUUGUUUGUUUUCGGAGAGAAAAUUUUUCGUUUCACAAGAUGGGAUAAUUUAUACUUCAUUUAAGGUUUUUAAAAGGAAAAUAACUCGUUGAAAAGAAAAUGGAGGUAACCUGUUGGCUAUCUAUAUAUUCAAUAUCAAGAUGACAAUGGUAUCGAUUGCUCAAUCCCAUCUUGACAGAGUCCUGCUCAUGGUGGACACUCCCGGAAGGUACCACUUCUUGAUAGCUUUCCUUCUGUGUUGCAUGCAGUUUCCAGUGUCUUUCAGUGGACAUCUUCUGACUUUCUAUACUGCGACACCGAAGCACAGAUGCAGGGCGGAGUCCAAUCUCACUUUCGGAGACUAUGACCUGAGACCUAUAAUUACUGUGAAUGGGAGAAGACAGUAUUCAGCUUGUGAAUUGUAUUCUGAUCCCAGAGACCAUUCCAAAGGCACGAAAGCUUGUGAUGAUGGCUGGGAGUUUCAGGUUAGAAACGGAGAAUCUACAGUAGUUACUGAAUGGGAGCUAGUAUGCGAAUAUGAAGCUUUAGCAGCCCUUUUACCUUACUUAGCUACUGUAGCGGCGAUGAUAGGAGCCCUAGCCACUGGAAUUUUAGCUGACAAAUAUGGUCGCAAAUACGUUCUGGUAUUAUCUUUGCUGUUUCACACGAGCUUUGGUGUGUUCCUACACUUUCUUCCUCUUUUCGGCAUAUUCGCUACAGUUUUCAGCCUACAAGCAUUUCUUAUUGCGGGAGUGCAGUGCACGUCUUAUCUGUUACUCAUUGAAAAUCUUCCAACGACAUGGCAUUCGAAAGCAGCUCUGGCCGUAGCAAUAUUCCAUUGUUUGGGCGAACUUAUCCUAGCUACACUAGCUUGGCUGAUCAGGCACUGGAGAUAUCUACAGCUAAUCAUUUCGGCUCCAGGAGUAGUCGUCUUUGGAUACUUUUGGCUUUUGCCUCGCUCUUUAGCGUGGCUUGUUGUCGAAAACCGCCAGCACUCUGCUCAGAUCCAAUUAGCAAGGUUUACGAACGAGCCAACGUCGUCUUUGCUACCAAGUCUCCGAAUGCAGAUCCUGAAAUCGUGCAGGGUGGCAGUUUCUACGCCCUGUGGCUAUGCAGCGAGGCAUAGUUAUGAGACAAUCAUUUGUUCUUCCAGACUUCGGACCUUUGCUUUUACACAAUAUUACAUAUGGUUUGUAGUGUCUCUUGUGUCAAAAUGCACAGCGGAAGAAAUACCUGCUCUGAGAGAUAAUCCCUACUCACGACUCUUUGUACAUGGUGUUCUGGAGUUAUCAUUUGUUAUUUUAAUUCAUCUAGCUUCAACCAGCGUUGGUUUGAAAUUAACUCAAGCCACAUCGCUGUCCAUCUCUGGCAUUUGCUGUAUGUUCGCGGCCAUCGUCAACCACCAGAUAGUGCAAAUGCGAUUCCGAUUUGUAACUGAGAGAGGUCUUCAUCACUUUGCUCCUGUUUUCGCCCUAUUAGGCAAAUCCAUAGCAAACGCUUCAUUUCUUACCUUAUACAUGUAUGCUAUCAAGACUUUUCCUACUGGUGUCAGGGGUCUAGGGCUAUCAUCCUGCAUGUUUUGGGGUGAAGUGGCUCACCUUUUUGUUCCUCACUUUGAUACUUUGCAUAGCCACUCUCGUUUCCAAAUCCUGGCCAUAGCUGGAGCUCUAAGUUUUGUUGCUGGAAUCUUAACUUCUUGGCUACUACCAGAUUGUACUGAUCGUCCACUGGCUACAAUAGCUGAAGAAGUCGAGAUUGGUCAAACUAAAAUUAUUAAUGACAGUGAUCUUGAUUUUCGAGAUACUUCAAUAGCAUCAGGUUUUGUUCCGAACAUACCAGCUGAAGACCCAGAAACAUCCGUUCGUUCCAAUAACAGCGUCAACGAGUUUGAAAAGUUAAAUUUUGGCAAAGGUUUCCUGAGAAGAUUGGCAUUUUUAAUUCGAUGUAAAACUCAACGACUCUUUUCACCAUCUAAGUAUUCAACAGCUCAAAUGAGCUAUGGUAAAGAAAUACCACCCAUCAGCGUGGUAGGUGGUGAUAUAUUUGAGCCUGUCACUGGAUUCAUCUUCAAAUGGGAUCAAGCAGAGCCUACUGUGAAAAUAUCAGAUUUCGAGAAGGAAAUGUCUGUGUACUGGAAACCAAACUGUGAUCCAAAUGAAAAGAAACUUAAUGAUAAACACUUGAACAGUCUGAAUAUUUUGUAUAACAUACAAAGUAACGCCUUAGAUGGUUCAAAUGAGUGCGUAGAAUUGCAGAAUAGCUCAGAAGAUAUUACCGAUUCCAGUCUUUAAAAGAACAAUAGCGAGAAGCUUAUGUAUUAUUUAAAUUAGUAAUAAAUUUUAAAUAUUAAAUUUUCUGCGAAUUUUUCGCGACGAGUUUUUUUUUUUUUUUUUUUUUUUUUUUUUUUUUUUUUUUAAUGGAUAGUUGUAUUCAGAGAGGUUUUGUGCAAUAAAGAUUAGGUAUAUAGGUUGAAAUCUGCAAUAUGAACUAAGAAGUUCUUGUAAAAAUGCACUUUAUAAAUCUCAUUCUUUUUUCAUACGUAUUUAUUUCAGUUGUGUUAAUUUAUUACGAUUUGUAUCCCAUCAAUGUGUAAAAGUAUAAUGAAUUAUGUGAUGUCAUUUUUUUCUCGUUAAAUAAACAUUUGU